AUGGAAGCAAAUCUUUCACCAGAGUCACUAGACUUUGCGACACCCAUCAUGGCCACGACUCCCUCGCUGAGCCCGUCGCCCUCAAUGGGUGUCGGUCCCCCACCUGGCACCAUCAAGCUGGAGGAUCUACACUUGCCUCUUUUUGAGGAACCCUCCCAGACACCUGAGCCAACCCAGACACCCGAGGAAGCCGACAAAGCCCCGACGUCACUAAAGCCUGGCAAGAAGCGCAAGUCAUGGGGUCAGAAACUGCCUGAACCGAAGACAAAUUUGCCCCCUCGCAAACGAGCAAAGACACAGGACGAGAAAGAACAACGCCGGAUCGAGCGCAUCAAGAGGAACAGGCUCGCAGCUCACAAUUCGAGGGAGCGAAAGCGGGUCGAGGUUGAGGAGCUACAGCAAAAGAACGACGCGCUCGAAGAGCAGGUUCGGUCAAUGCAGGAAACCAUGGCGCGAAUGACGGAAGAGCUCGCUGGGCUACGCAGCAGAGUGUUGCGCACCCCGUCAGCCCACCCCAAAGUUGAGCCGCCAUCCUCGCUUGCGAAUCUGGGAAGGAAACCGCCCACGAUUGGACCUUAUCAGGCUAUGUCACCGCCCGAAUCCACCCUAGGCUCCUUCGACAUACCUUCGGAGGCUUCAACGCAACCAAGCACACCAUUUGUCAACAACCUGAUCGAUGUCGCCAGCACCGAACCCGUACAGACACAACAUUCUGCUGCAAUGUUGUGGGACCUGCAGUUCGGUCUCUUCGAUUUCGUCAACCUUCCUGCCGACGAUCCGGAGCAACAGCCUCACUUCAAUGACGCCACACCGUGGUACCCCCUCACUACGAACAGUUUCAGCGACUAUGACUUGUUUGAGCACUCGGCUUCGAAUCCUAUCGACAUGCAGGCCCUCUCUGGCGCAGCGGCUUUCCCAGCUGUUAGCGACGAGUAUGGCCAUGCGGUUGAUUACUUCGAGCAGGAUGCUUGA
Coniosporium apollinis CBS 100218 is the source of this 972-nucleotide messenger RNA. RefSeq lists its product as uncharacterized. The transcript is spliced from 2 exons. Gene Ontology annotation, biological process: positive regulation of transcription by RNA polymerase II. Gene Ontology annotation, molecular function: DNA-binding transcription factor activity, RNA polymerase II-specific. The record is from RefSeq and is a predicted model, not a curated record. NCBI's taxonomy places the organism in Eukaryota, Fungi, Ascomycota, Dothideomycetes. The coding region runs from base 1 to 972 and encodes 323 amino acids.